GCAGUUGUGUUACUCGCGGUGCUGGCAAGAUGACUACUAUGUUUGCAGAUACCAUUCUUAUCGUGUUUAUAUCAGUUUGCACAGCGCUGCUGGCUGAGGGUAUAACAUGGGUUCUCGUAUACCGGACAGACAAGUACAAGAGAUUAAAAGCAGAAGUGGAAAAGCAAAGUAAAAAAUUGGAAAAGAAGAAAGAAUCUAUAACAGAAUCUGCUGGACGCACGCAAAAGAAAAAAAUUGAACGGCAGGAAGAGAAACUCAAGAACAAUAACCGAGAUCUUUCCAUGGUUCGAAUGAAAUCCAUGUUUGCUAUUGGCUUUUGCUUUACAGCACUGAUGGGCAUGUUCAACUCAAUAUUUGAUGGACGAGUUGUAGCAAAACUGCCCUUUGUGCCUCUGUCCUAUAUUCAGGGACUCUCACACAGAAACCUCCUUGGGGAAGAUUACACUGACAGCUCGUUUAUCUUCUUGUACAUACUGUGCACCAUGUCCAUCCGACAGAAUAUCCAGAAGUUGCUGGGACUUGCUCCAUCUCGUGCUGCUACCAAACAAGCAGGGGGAUUCCUGGGUCCUCCACCCCAGGCUGGGAAAUUCUCCUAGAAAUGUAUUGUCCUGAGGGAUCUUCACUGCCAUUUUUCACUCAUCGAAAGAAUGAAACAAGGACUCCAAUAGUGAAGCUGAUUCCACACAUGCCAUUUAUAGAGCAACUGCCUUCCCCUGCUUCUUAACCCUUUCAAUUGCAGGGGAUUUUAACACUUAUCACAACAACAGUUGCCACACCUAGUUGUGUGUUUUUAUGUUUUUUUUUUUCUCCUUACAAAAUUCUCUAAUUUAUAUAUUGAUUUGAGUUUUGAACCCAAAUAUGUUCAAUAAUAUACAUCCAUCAAAUGAAUGGUAGGGAUUAAAGGGGAACUAGAGUCUAAAAUAGAAUAAGGUUAGAAAUGCUACUAAACAUAAACUUACUGCACCAGAAGCCUAAUAAAACAAAUGAUUUAUGGCCACAGGGGGGGGGUGUCACCAUCUUGUAACUUUGUUAUACAUCUCUGCAAGACAAAGACCAUGCACAUGCUCAGUGUGGUCUGGGCUUCUGUGGGACCUGUUAUCCAGAAUGCUUGGGACCUGAGGUUUUCGGGAUAAGGGAUCUUUCCGUAAUUUGGAUCUCCAUAACUUGUUUGCUAAAAAUCAUUUAAAUGUUCAUUAGACCCAGUCGGAUUGUUUUGCUUCCAAUAAGGAUUAAUUGUAUCUUAGUUGGAAUCAAGCACAAGGUACGGUUUCAUUACUACAAGCAAAAAGGAAAUCUUUUUUUUUUUUUUUACAUAUGAAUUAUUUGUUUAUAAUGGAGUCUAUGGGAGAUCACCUUUCCGUAAUUUGGAGCUUUCAUGGUAAUGGGUUUCCGGAUAAAGGAUCCUAUACCUGUAUUAGAAUGCAGUGGGCAUGGGGCCUGUAGUGCUUCCGCUGUCACUAACAUAUCUCUGUGUCACACAAUGAAUUCCCCAUUAUCUGGUGGAUCAUAUAGUAUUUAUGUGAAAUGAAUAGACUCCCAAAAUAAAUUUCAUUUUACAAA
Molecule: messenger RNA, 1560 nt
Organism: Xenopus laevis (African clawed frog)
Lineage: Eukaryota; Metazoa; Chordata; Amphibia; Anura; Pipidae
Gene: tmco1.S
Product: transmembrane and coiled-coil domains 1 S homeolog
Biological process (GO): calcium ion transmembrane transport; endoplasmic reticulum calcium ion homeostasis; intracellular calcium ion homeostasis
Cellular component (GO): endoplasmic reticulum; cytoplasm; membrane
Molecular function (GO): calcium channel activity
Source: RefSeq, marked provisional